Lytechinus variegatus (green sea urchin) is the source of this 1020-nucleotide messenger RNA. RefSeq lists its product as uncharacterized. The transcript has a single exon. The coding region runs from base 1 to 1020 and encodes 339 amino acids. Gene Ontology annotation, molecular function: nucleic acid binding. The record is from RefSeq and is a predicted model, not a curated record. Lineage: Eukaryota; Metazoa; Echinodermata; Echinoidea; Temnopleuroida; Toxopneustidae. Gene Ontology annotation, biological process: DNA integration.
AUGCCAGAAGCUGAUGUGACAUUAGCCCCAGCAGAGUUGGAGAAAGCUGAGCUAUAUUGGACAAAGGAAGCGCAAAAGGGUCUGAAAAGCAGAUUUGAGAGAGGAGAGUUCAGAACCCUUACUCCUUUCAUUGAUAACGAAGGAGUAAUCAGAGUAGGAGGAAGAGUUGAGAACUUAGUGACAUCAUAUGAAUCUACACAUCCAGCUCUACUCCCAGGUUCCCAUCACAUAACUCUACUUUUCACACGUCACGUUCAUGAGAUUGGACACCCAGGUGUUGAGACGACAACCGCCAAGGCGAGACGCAAGUUUUGGAUCUUACAAGGACAUCGUUUGGCAAAAACCGUCAAGCAUCGCUGUGUUAAAUGCAGGUCAACAGAAUGCAAGCGUGAGACCCAGAAGAUGGCUGAUUUACCUAGUAAUCGUGUCGCACCUCACACUCCAUCAUUUCAUUACACCUCCUGUGACUAUUUUGGCCCCUUUCAAGUAAAGGUUGGUCGUAUUAAGAGGGCCAAGCAUUAUGGUGUAAUCUUUACAAGUGUAAAUACGCGUGCCGUUCAUCUGGAAAUGGCAACUGACUGUUCAACAAUGGAAUUUCUCCAAGUCCUAAGGAGAUUCUUAUCAGUGAGGGGACGACCAGCUCAGAUCCUUAGCGACAAUGGAACGCAAUUUGUGGGAGCUCAACGCGAACUUCGCGAGAUGAUAUCGGGAUGGAGUGAAGAUGAGCUCAAAGAUUUCUGUGCAGAUAAGGGGAUACAGUGGAAGUUCAUCACCCCUAAUGCACCCCACCAAAAUGGGUGCGCUGAAUCUCUUGUUAAAAGUGCCAAAAUAUCAAUCAAGAAAGCAAUUGGUGAGCAAGUGCUCACACCAUUUGAGUUGUAUACAUGCUUUCUUGAAGUAGCUAACCUUAUGAAUGAGAGACCGAUAGGACGGAAAUGCAAUGACCCAGAUGAUGGAAAUUAUUUGUGUCCAAAAGAUAUGUUGUUAGGUAGGUCUUCUAGAAAUGUCCCACAGGCAUGA